Tripterygium wilfordii is the source of this 662-nucleotide messenger RNA. Its product is annotated as subtilisin-like protease SBT3.3. The coding region runs from base 80 to 445 and encodes 121 amino acids. Lineage: Eukaryota; Viridiplantae; Streptophyta; Magnoliopsida; Celastrales; Celastraceae. The transcript has 3 exons. The record is from RefSeq and is a predicted model, not a curated record.
UUGAUCGCUAAGCAAACCCAUUACGCGUACUCGCAGAAUCUCUGUAUAAAUCAGAGUUGCAAAGAAGAUCCAAUCGCCGAUGAGAUUUACUCUUUUGUCGUAUUUCACACUUCUGAUAUUGUCGUUGGUUUCAAUUCACAUGGCGGAGGCAGCAUCACCACCGGAAUCGAAGGUUCACAUCGUCUACACUGAGCAGCCCAAGGACGAGGAGCCUGAGGCCUACCACAUCCGAACCCUCUCCUCUGUCGUCGGCAGCGAAGAUGCUGCGAAGGAGGCUUUGAUCUACAGUUACAAGACUGCUGCAAGCGGCUUCUCAGCCAAGCUCACUACUGAACAGGUUGCCGAGAUGCAAAAACAACCAGGUGUUCUUCAGGUUGUCCAAAGCAGGGCACUGCAGCUGCAUUCUGGAACUGGGAUGCGUGCUGGACCUGCAAUUCUACACUGAUGUUGUUACCUAUUGAAAGUAAUAGUCUAUAUAUAAAAGACUAGUGUUUAUCAAUCUAUAUAAAGACAAGUGUUAAUCAAGCUGUUUGCUGUGCUUCUCAAUAAAAAAAGUUAGGCUCGUGUAAUCGAGGCACCUGUGUGUAUGUGCCCUAAUAAUGUGUGGGAUUUGAUUAUAUUUGAAGACCCUGUUUAUGAUUUUUGUUUACGCUACUUGUGAA